GUGAAUUGUUGUCAUUGUUCUAGAUAUUCUACGAAGACUUUUUAUAUCAAAUGCCGGUCAAAUGCCACUUGAAUAUGUAGAAAAACAUAGAUUGGAGAUAUGUGUCAAAGAUGGGCUUUCACUGUUAGAGGCUAGGAUCACAUGGCAAUGGCAACCAGAAGGUCCAUUAAUAAAGAUGAAAAUUUUUAUAAAAGAGUACUAAACAGAAGUCAUCAAAGGUUUUUGGAAGACCUUGAUCCAGUAUCCGUGUUGGAUUUGUUCUUGGAGAAGAAUUACCUGCUAUACACACAAGUGCGCGAUAUUCAGGAGCAGAGAUUAACUUCUGACAAGACUAGAGAGAUAAUAAAAAAAGUUGGUUCUAAAGGUGUUCAAGGUUAUAAAACAUUUAAAGAAGUGUUAAGAGAAUCGCAUCAAGAACAUCUUGCUGAAUUCUUGGAUAAACAGGAGAGGAUUUUAGAGAGAGAGAUUCAAAUGGCUGAGAGGGAAAUAGGCAGACAAGCCAGGGUCCAGCAGCUUGUUGCCCCUGCACAGACUGGAAAUAAGAGGAUCCCUGGUGAUAAAGAGUUAGUGUCCAUUUCUGAACACAUUGGAAUGAAUUGGGAAAUGCUGGGACCUUUUCUUGGAGUACCUACACCUACUAUUGACCAGAUUAAGUUAGAUAACCCCAGAACACGAUUGCAAAUAUUCAGACUGUUUUAUGUCUGGCGGGGCAUGAGAGGUUCAGAUGCUACUGUGGAAAAUCUUUUGGCACAGAUGAAAAUGGCUCCUUCAGCUGUCAAUAUUAAUUGGGAUGCUGUGAAUGAAACAGUCAAACGUUAUGGCUCGGAGGAAAGUGUAGUUCUGGGAGGAGCAGACAAAUACGAAUCUGGAAAAGUGUGGGGAAAGAACGAAAUACCAACUCAUCAACCAAUAGUGCAGAAAUUCGGUGUUGGAACAGGGUUAACCUAUGGAGAAAUUCACUUCGAUAAUGCAGUUGUUAAAGAGAUUGAAUUCCACAGUGAAAUGGAAAUAGAUAGCAAUAAGUUAACGACAACUUUAUAUAAGCAAUAUCAUAUCAAAUCAAACGACGUGAAUGUUCGAUUCAGUGACUUAGGAGAUUCAGGGGCUCUGGUAUUUAUGAAAGAUCACUUUGAUCAGGAAGGUGAUUUAAGAUGUAUAGGUAUGUUAGAAGGCGUCUGGAACGACAACACGUGUGUUGUAACACCUAUAACUGCUAUUCUGGAAGAACUGAAGGUAACCCAGCUGAAGUCGUUCAUACCAAUCGUCACUUGGAAAAAAAUUGAUGAACGUCUCAGGGAAAUGGAGGAACGACUAAUGAGGGCAAUUACAAGAGGAAAUACGAAUGAACAGAGCCCUUCUCAGUGA
Molecule: messenger RNA, 1365 nt
Organism: Mercenaria mercenaria
Lineage: Eukaryota; Metazoa; Mollusca; Bivalvia; Venerida; Veneridae
Exons: 8
Coding region: 142-1365 (407 amino acids)
Biological process (GO): signal transduction; regulation of apoptotic process
Molecular function (GO): protein binding
Source: RefSeq, a predicted model, not a curated record